Molecule: messenger RNA, 1164 nt
Organism: Solenopsis invicta (red fire ant)
Lineage: Eukaryota; Metazoa; Arthropoda; Insecta; Hymenoptera; Formicidae
Exons: 1
Coding region: 1-1164 (387 amino acids)
Source: RefSeq, a predicted model, not a curated record
AUGGUCUGUUUUAUAGUAGAGUCUAUUACUGGAAUGCUGUCACCAGAUGAAAUUGAUGCACGGCAAAUUACAAUUCCUAAAAAUGUCUUUUUAGCAGACCUGAAAUACAAUAUUCCUGCGAGAAUUGAUUUAUUAAUUGGCGUUACAUUAUUCUAUGAAUUAUUACAGGAACAACGCGUAAGGCUAGGUAAUAACCAACCGAUAUUACAGGAAACGAAAUUAGGUUGGAUUAUCGGUGGUCCAUUUGCUCCUUGUAAGUCCUCGACUCAAUGCACUACGUCACAGUGUCAUUUGUCUACGAACUCACAAAUCCAAGAACAGCUCGAACGAUUUUGGAAGUUAGAAGAGAUCGAGCAUUCAACUCCGUACACAAAAGAAGAACAACUUUGUGAGAAUCAUUUUGUCUCCACACAUCAACGUGAUCAAGAUGGUCGAUUCAUCGUGCAACUACCAUUAAAAGACAAGGUUUCUUCACUUGGAGAAUCUCGGGAAAUUGCAGAAAAGCGUCUAAGAUCAAUUGAAAGAAAGUUAGAGAAAAAUCCUGAGUUAAAGGAAGCAUAUAUUAAUUUCAUACAGGAAUACGAGAGAUUAGGAUACAUGAGCACGGUGGAGAAUUCUACAGGCGAUGAUAAAAAUGCGAACUAUAUUCCACAUCACGCAGUUGUUAAAGUAACGAGUACUACCACUAAGGUACGUGUGGUCUUUGAUGCGUCCUGCAAAACGUCGUCCGGCAAAUCGCUCAAUGACAUACUGUCAGUAGGACCCACGAUUCAAAAUUCAUUAUUUGAUAUCAUGCUGCGAUUCCGGCAACAUAGUUAUGUUAUCACCGGCGAUAUUCAUAAGAUGUAUCGACAGAUCUUAUUAAAUGUCGAUCAACGAGAUUUGCAGCGAAUUUUAUGGCGGACAACUUCGGGGCAAAUCCAAGCAUACCGCUUAAACACGGUCACAUAUGGCUUAGCCAGUGCACCAUUUCUUGCGAUACGAUGUCUACAUCAACUUGCAAUUGAACAUAAAGACACGUUAUCUGAAGCAAGCGCGGCGAUUCUACAAAAUUUUUAUGUCGAUGAUUUAAUCACAAGCGGAAAUGAUUUAAAUCAAUUGAAAACUUUAAAAGAAGACGUCACGAGGAUUUUACGCGGUGGAGGCUUUGAGAUGCACAAGUGA